AUGACAACAUUUCAAAAGUUGGAGAUUGCAGGGAUUCGAUCGGUGGAUUCACAUAAACCCGUUGAGAUUGAGUUUUUCAAGCCACUCACACUCAUCCAAGGACCAAAUGGAGCAGGAAAAACAACGUUGAUUGAAUCGUUGAGGUUUGCAUGCACAGGAGUCUACCCACCAAAUUCGCAAACCGGAAGACUUUUUUUAAGAGACCCUAACAACUCUCCAACAAGAAAGACGGAAGCAUAUGUAAAGUUGAAACUUAAAACAGUGAAGGGAGAGGAAGUCGAUAUCACUCGAAAGGCAAGCGUUUCCCUUGAAAACGGAAAACUCAAGUUGACGACAAAAGAAGUCGAAAUUCUGGCGGACGGGAAAGAGGAAAGCAAGGAUUUUAUCGGGCAAACUGUCGAAACAAGCAACGAAAUGCUCUCAAGCGUAAUAUUUUGCCACCAAGAAGACGCCUCGUGGCCAUUUGAAGAAGGAAAGAAGCUAAAAGAGCGGUUCGACGAAAUAUUUGGAACAACAAAGUACUCCAAACUGAUUGAAGACACUCAGAAGGAGAUCAAGGACCUCAAAUCGCAGCAGAAGGAAACUGAGAUAAAGUUCGUUGGCGUAGAAAAGGAUUUUAUGACACUAAAAGAUAUCAAGGAUGAGAUCGUCGAGCUUCAAGGCACUGCUGAUUCUUACGAACUCAAAGUUGGCGUGUGUGGCGAGAAAGCAACGAAAAUAGCGGAGCGUCUGAAGAAAGCCUCUGAGGAUGUUCGUGCAUCCCAAGAGUCAGCCUACAAGGUCGAUUCGUAUCGAACUGAACUUUCCAAGAUUGUUCAAGCCUUAAAUGGCGUAACCGUUCCGCCAAAGCAAAGUCAGGGUGAACUUGAUGCGUUGAUUUCUGAAAUUGACAACGAGAUUGAGAAUUUGAGAACAACAACAAUCGACACAACGAAGAUGUCAAAACUCAAAACAAAAAAAGACGAGCUUCGUCAAAAAAUCGACGAAAAAACAAAGGAGCUUGGGGUUCUCAAUCACGAGAUCGACCAACAAGUCGAAAUUUUGUCAAAAAUUGAAAAAAUGCUUGGCAAGAGUGAUAACCCGGAUCUCCAGAUUGAAGAAACCAUCUUAAAAAUUGAAAAUCGUAAAAAAGAAAUUGAGAAGUCCCAGAAUGAAGACGACGAAAAGCUCAGAACACUUCAGAAUGAGAUAAGUGAGAUUGAGAGGAAACAAAACGAGAGUUCAAAGAAAAGGUUUGAGAUUGAGAAGAACCUUCGAGAGCUCCAGACUCAAUUAAAAACCAAAGAAACAACAAAAGAUCGUGAGAAGACAAACUACGAAAAAAGUGAGAACGAGAUUGAAAAGAUGCGAAAGGAGCAAAGUGAGAUUGUUUCAAAACUUCAAACCAUUGACAUGCCUGACGAAAAUGACAAAAAUCAAGCUGUCAAAACUGUUAAACGCGAAAUUGAUGAGUUGGACAAAGAGAUUGGAAAGGCGAUGGAAAAUGUCAAAAUGCAGGUGGUUCUUGGGAAGCUCAACGAAGAACAGAAGAAAAAUGAAGAGAUUUUGAAAAAUUCAGAGAGUUGUGUAAGAAAUGGAGAUCUACAAGGCACUGUCGAUUAUUAUAUUGAAACUUCAAAAAAGAAUAAUAAAAAACUUUUAGACGACAAAGCGAGCAAAGAGAAUUUAUCAAAAACACGGAUUGUCUCUUCUGCGAAUAUUGAGAGACUUGGCGCCGAGUCGCAGCGACUUGAAAAUGAAAUUCGAGAUUUGGAAAGUGAGAAAAAUGAAUUUGGAGAUGAGAUUGAAAAUGGCGGAACGAUUGACGAGCUUAAAGAAAUGGAAAAGGGGAUUUGGGCGACUGCUGCGCAGCUUUCAGCAAAAGCCAAAUCUGCUGGCAUAUGCCCCGUAUGUGGAAAUGCCCACAUCGACAUUUCUUCGGUGGAAAAAAAAGAAAAAGAAAAUUCCAAAAAAGCGAAAUUUGGAGAGAAAGAGCGGAACGAGCUGAGUCGCCUUGAAGGUGAGGAGAAACGAAGAAAAGAAGUUGAAAAACUUUUAACAGAGAAAAGAAAAGAACUUUCAGAAAUUUCUCAGCAUUACAAAAAUGAAACAGAAAAUUUGAGAAGGACGGAACAGCUUGAGAAGGAGAAAAUUGAGGAGAUUGCAGUGGUGGAACGAGAGUUGCAGGAGGAUGAUAAAAAGGUGGAAAUUUUGAAGUGCGCUGUCGAAGCAAAAAGCAAACUUGCUAAGAUCGAGGAGAGCAAACUGAAACUCAAAAUCAACGACACGAAAAGUGUUGAGACUCUGAGUACCAUGAAAAAGGUUGCCAACGAUAAGUUGAAUAAAC
Entamoeba invadens IP1 is the source of this 2326-nucleotide messenger RNA. RefSeq names its product DNA double-strand break repair Rad50 atpase. The transcript has a single exon. The annotation marks the transcript as partial. The record is from RefSeq and is a predicted model, not a curated record. NCBI's taxonomy places the organism in Eukaryota, Evosea, Mastigamoebida, Endamoebidae. Gene Ontology annotation, biological process: chromosome organization involved in meiotic cell cycle; double-strand break repair; telomere maintenance via recombination. Gene Ontology annotation, cellular component: Mre11 complex; condensed nuclear chromosome. Gene Ontology annotation, molecular function: G-quadruplex DNA binding; single-stranded telomeric DNA binding; ATP hydrolysis activity.